UCAGUGAGUGCACACAUCUACAAGUAACAAUACAGUAAUCUUAUUUGGUCAAGAUCGUCCUAUCGAGAAAACGGUCAUAAAUAAUAUGUAUAGUCGUUCUGGGAGGUGUCCUUUUAAAAAAUAACAGAGUAGCAAUAACUAUAAUUAAGCGAGCGUUUAGGUACGUUUAUAAUUGCAGGCCUGUAGGACUAAUAGUGAGAGUGAAGUAUUCAUUCAGGAAAAUCUAUUCCGAGCAUCGACUGGACCUUGAAUGCAACCUACACACAGGAUCUUCCGGAACUCUCGAGGUCACCUGACGAAACCCCGUGGCUUUCCAUUGGUCGCUUCCAGCCGUCAAUCAAAAACUCACCACGUGGUCGAUAAUAACAUUGGUGGGCUCGAGGGGGCGGUGGUGGACUGUCAGCGUUCGUUUAAAGAUACGCAUCCACGCAUGGGUGAAGUCAGCGAGUAAUGAUUCAUCUCUCCGGUUUAAACGUUAAAUUGUGUUCCAGAAAAACGGCGUCCGCGUAACACAGGUCGGAGGCAGGUGACCUUUGGCUCUCGUCGCUGUGCGUCGAGCCGGGGCGGAGCGGUUGCUUUAGCUUAGCGACGGUAGCCACCAGGAAGCGGUGUCACCGUCUGCACCAGCUCUCUCAACGGGGGACGAGAGGAGACAUUCUGCGGCCAUGGCCGGCCUCGGUAACUCUGGGGCUACCUCCAGCCCAAUGGUGAUCCUGGCGCCCAAGACGAAGACGAAAAAGAAACAUUUUGUGCAGCAGAAGGUGAAAGUGUUUCGAGCCAGCGACCCGGUCCUGAGCGUCUUCAUGUGGGGCGUCAAUCACUCGAUCAAUGAUCUCAGUCAGGUGCCUGUUCCUGUCAUGCUGCUGCCUGACGAUUUCAAAGCCAACACUAAGAUCAAAGUUAACAACCACCUCUUCAACAAAGAAAAUCUUCCAGGACAUUUCAAGUUCAAAGAAUAUUGUCCUCAGGUCUUCCGAAAUCUAAGGGAAAGGUUUGGUAUUGAGGAUAUGGACUAUCAGGUGUCGCUGACCCGCAGCCCGCCGAUGAGAAACGCUGAAGAUCAGGGAGAUUAUCUGCUCCUCAACUCAUACGACCGCACGCUGAUUAUCAAGCAGAUCUCCAGCGAGGACAUCGCAGAUAUGCACAGCAUCUUGUCAGAGUAUCACCAGCACAUAGUGAAGUGUCAUGGCAGCACGCUGCUGCCACAGUUCCUGGGCAUGUACCGGGUGAGCGUGGACAGUGAGGAGGCCUACCUGAUCGUCAUGAGGAACAUGUUCAGCCACAGACUGGUAGUACACAGGAAGUACGACCUGAAGGGCUCUCUGGUGGCUCGUGAAGCAAGUGACAAAGAAAGGGGAAAGGAGCUUCCUACCUUCAAGGACAUGGACUUCAGGAACAACAUGCAGAAGGUCUAUGUAACCGAGGAGCAGAAGGAGAAGUUCAUGGACAAGCUCAACAAAGAUGUGGAGUUUCUAGUGAAGCUGAAGAUCAUGGACUACAGCCUGCUGCUGGGCAUCCACGACAUAGGCCGAGCUGAACGGGAGGAGGAGGAGGGUGAGGAGGUGCCCAACGAGGAAGAAUCAGAGUCUGAGAACGGCCUGGCAGCAGGCGCCACGGGCGGCUCUUAUGGCACCUCUCCAGAGGGAAUCGCUGGCUACAUGUCCCACUGUAAACCUCUGGGACCUGGAGAGUUUGACCCCUAUGUGGAUGUGUAUGCAAUCGGGAGCUGCCCAGGAGCCCCUCAGAGGGAGGUCUAUUUCAUGGGCCUGAUUGACGUACUCACUCAGUACGACACCAAGAAGAAAGCAGCUCAUGCAGCAAAAACAGUCAAACACGGGGCUGGUGCUGAAAUAUCAACAGUCCACCCUGAGCAGUACGCCAAACGAUUUCGCGACUUCAUCUCCAACAUUUUUGCGUAACAGCCAUGAACACUGCCACAAGUCGAUCCAGCUGAGAGCUAGAAGUCUUUCACCAUAGACCAAAACUAGUAUGCACAAACCAAUCAUCGAUUCGGUUUAGUGAUCUGAGGCAAGACCUAAACGUUGUAGCAAUAUGAUAAUACUACUUCUGAUGCAUAUAUUUAUUUUAAAGGUUUAAGAUGUAUUUCUAUAGAUAUUAAACACUCUUAACGGAAUAACUCUGGAGAAAUGGGGUAUCUGGGAGCAAACUGCUGUUGACAGUAUUGAACAUUUUAAUUCUACAUCAUCAUACUUUAUUUUUUCACUCAAGUUUUCUAGUCCUGGAUUAAACCUAAAUAAAUUGUUUAUACUUUUGCUUUCUUGCAGAGUUAGGUGGGGACAGCUGUACCAACCUCAUAUUUAUACAGUAAAGGAGACAGUUAGCUUAGCAUAAAGAAUGGAAGCAGGGGGAAACCACGAGCCUGGCUCUGUAUGAGAUAACACUACCUGUUUAACAGCAACACUAAAACAAACUAAAAGAAUUAAAGUAAGGGUCUGUUCUAGACUUGUAUCAGUACAGUAAAAUAAAUCCAUUUCACAUUAAUUACAAAAAUAUAAGAGAAAAAAGCUGGUUUAGAGGUUCAUUCUAAUAUCAAAAAAAAGCCUGAAAAGGUGGUGAAGUACUUUCUUCAUUCUGAACCGUGUCUGCAAGUGAUCCUCACUACCCUCCAACAACUCCUUUCUUCUCCCAUAUCGACUAUUGCUGUUAGACAGGAGCGUGUUCAGUUACAAAAUCAACCACAUAACAUCUUAUAAAGCCACAACGUGGCUAUUUAUAUACUUUUUUCUGAGACAUUUUGUUGAGAUGUAGAGGUGCUGGUAGGUAGAUUGCAUUGCUUUCGGACAGAGCCAGAUAUUUUCUGGUCUUAAUGCUAAGCUAAGAGUCAGUAAGAAAGCAGCACAUUUCUCAUCUUCCAUCAAAGUUUGAAUAGGAGACAGUGGUUUGGUGUUAAAAAUAAUGGUAGUCUAGAUUCUACAGUUGAGUAAUGUAAUUUAUCUACAGAUGCAGGCCAUUUGAAUGUUUCGUGUGCCAAAAUGUGUGGGAUGAAAGCUUUAUCAAAGCAGGAUUUGCACUUUGCAUGCAAUUAUUUGACUCUGCCAAGGCAGAGCAUAUAAUGAAACACAAUUUGAUCAAAUGCUGUUUUCCUUCAAAGUUACACAUAACAUUCAGAGAAAAUGUGCAGAAUAGACACUCACCACUGGAAAUGCUACAAAAAAAAUUAAAACAUAUCAACUGAUUUUGCCUGUGAACAUUGCGCCUGCACUCCCUGCAUAUCUUGGCUCGUGCAGCCUGUACGGAGAAUGUGGGGCGGCUGAUUUUCAACCACAGAGCUGGACCUGCAUUAAUGAAGGGACUAGUCCAGAUUUGGGGAUCAGUCAUUGCUUUUUAAGGAAAUAUGUGUGAAAACAAGCCCAUUUAUCAUAGCACUCAACAGGCUCCUUUUGAACACACUAUAGUGUUUUUUUUGUUUUAAAAUGGUUCAUGUGCGCUAUGUGAAUCAUUGUAGUAGGGUAAGGUUUAGAAAAAUAUAGCAAUAGGACUAGAAACUACUGUCUGUCUGUGUGUGUGCGUGUGUAUGUGUGUGUUGUAACAACCUUUGAGAUUUAGUUAUAACCAGGGUACGGUGUUAAACAUUUUGGACAGUUAACACUACAUUUCAGUAGCUUAGCCUUAACACAGUGACACUAUACAGCAUUCCUAAACACUGGCAAAGCAGCGUAGAUACAGCGAUACUCUCUGAAUGAUGCCUCAUCUACCCAAUGAUUGCACAUGUUGUAUUUUUGCAGAUCAGCUUUUGGACCAAAAUAUAUUUUACAAAGAAUUUCUGGAAAA
Molecule: messenger RNA, 3792 nt
Organism: Mugil cephalus (flathead mullet)
Lineage: Eukaryota; Metazoa; Chordata; Actinopteri; Mugiliformes; Mugilidae
Gene: pip4k2ca
Product: phosphatidylinositol-5-phosphate 4-kinase, type II, gamma a
Exons: 10
Coding region: 666-1919 (417 amino acids)
Biological process (GO): phosphatidylinositol metabolic process
Molecular function (GO): phosphatidylinositol kinase activity
Source: RefSeq, a predicted model, not a curated record